GUGUUUUGGCAAACCUGUUUUCUUUCAUCUGUUUUUCUGUUAUCUGCUUCUGAGCAGAAUAUGAAAUUUUUUCAAACCUUAUGAAAUAAUUUUAAUGAAAAUUUCAUCUUUAAAUCGUGUUCUUUUUCAUUUAAUAGUUUGGAAUAUCAGGUAAUCGUUUCGAAAUGGAAAUCAGCGACGUAAAAUCCGAUCCUUCGAAAAGUUGCAAAUUAUACGACAGCUUGAAUUUAUAUACGACACCUGAAAGCUACUACGUGCAACCCAUCGAGAAUGAAUCCGUUUUACUCUAUAUCGAUCGAGUCACCGAAGAAAUGUCUUUACAAACAAAUAAUGGCCAAAUUCCGCCAUCAGCCAAGAUGCGAACUAUAUUCGGUGUUUUGGGCAGAAUUCGACUAGUCGCUGGUUUCUAUCUAGUCGUAAUCACUAAUCGUAAACACGUUGGUCAGGUAUCCGGUCACGAUAUUUGGCAAAUCGAAGAAGUAGAUUUGAUUCAGUUUACGAAAACUUCGUUGCAUUUAAGUCAAAAACAGGAUGAAUGGGAUAAAAAUUACCGCGGUAUGUUGAGUAGUAUUUUGAGCACUACGCAUUUCUAUUAUUCGUACACGUACGAUAUUACUCAUACUUUGCAAAGAUUAAGGGCUACUUCGCCAGAUUUCCUCAGCAUUCCAUUGUUCAAGAGGGCAGAUCCUAGAUUUGUAUGGAACGGAUAUCUAUUGGAUCAGUUUUGUAUUAAUCCAGAUCUUCAUAAGUUCUGUGUGCCAAUUAUUCAUGGAUUCGUUUCGAUUAAUUCGUGCACAUUCGAAUACGAGGGCACCAAUGAACAGAAAACUUUUAUGUGGACUUUGAUCGCUAGAAGAAGUUGUCGUCGUGCCGGUACUCGCUUAUAUAGAAGAGGUAUCGAUUCCAAGGGCGACGUAGCAAAUUUUGUCGAAACUGAACAAAUCGUCGAGUACGAUGGUGCUCAAAGUUCUUUCGUUCAGAUUCGAGGAUCCAUUCCUUUGUUCUGGCAUCAGUAUCCAAAUUUGAAACUGAAACCAAAACCUACCAUAAUUUCGUACGAAAAUCAUAUGGAAGCUUGUUCCAAACAUGUUAAAGAAAUAACCGAAGAAUACGGUGAUAUUGUGAUGAUAAAUUUGAUCGAUCAUAAAGGUCGCGAAGGCGAAUUACAAUUGAAAUUCAAAAACGCUACCGAAGAACUCGGUAAUAAAAGAAUAAGAUACGAAGCCUACGACUUCCAUCACGAAUGCAAAAACAUGCAGUGGCACAAACUAGGUGCUUUGAUCGAUAAAUUAUCAAACGAACAAGAUCGAUUUAAUUAUUUUCUAAUGGAUAAAGACAAAAGAACCAUUUCUUUGCAAGAAGGAGUAUUUAGGACAAAUUGUAUCGACUGCCUCGACCGUACUAACGUCGUUCAAAGCCUUGUAGCCUGGAGGAGUUUAACUACAAUGCUACAACAAUUCGAGUUACUCAGCCCGAAUAAACCGGUGAAACACGAGGCGCAGUUUUAUCGUAUGUUUCAAAACGUUUGGGCUGAUCAUGCAGAUUACAUUUCGAUACAGUAUUCGGGUACUGGAGCGUUGAAAACUGAUUAUACCAGAACGGGCCGAAGAACGCAUUUGGGUGCUUUGAAAGAUGGAGCUAAUUCGUUGCUACGGUAUUAUAAGAAUAAUCUUAAGGAUGGCUUCAGGCAGGAUUCCAUUGAUUUAUUACUCGGUAAUUAUAAAGUCAAAGAAGGCGAGGGGGUUACAGAAAAGUGUCCUUUGGAUUCGCCCGUAUCGUGGAAAUAUCUAAUGUUUAUAAUCAUUUUAUUGAUAGCAAUAGCUAUGUUCUUCGCCAAUACCAUAUUUCCAUCAGAAUAUUUCACGAGCACCUUGCUAUCGAUAAUUUUCUGGGGCAUCAUGGUCUUCGCAACGUUCAGCGCUAUUAUUUAUUACGGUAACGAAUUCGUCGAUUAUCCGAAGCUCUGUCCUUUGGAUUUAAAGAGAGUAUAUUUGUAUGAAAAAUGUCAAAUUUGACGAAUGUGUGAUGAUUAAGUUUUAUAGGUAAAAUUGCUAUUUAACAGCUUUAUUAUAUACGGUACUUAUGUUGUUCGUAUGAAUUAUGCAUUGUAUUAUCAGUGUGUACGAGAUGAUUUUUGUAUUCGUUGUACGAGUGCAUGAUAUUAUUUACGUAAUCGUAGUUUUAUGGUAACUUUUUAAAAUUAAAUUAUUGGUUUGAUUGUUUU
This is a messenger RNA of Planococcus citri (citrus mealybug), 2224 nucleotides long. RefSeq names its product Sac1 phosphatase (gene Sac1). Gene Ontology annotation, cellular component: endoplasmic reticulum. Lineage: Eukaryota; Metazoa; Arthropoda; Insecta; Hemiptera; Pseudococcidae. Gene Ontology annotation, biological process: phosphatidylinositol dephosphorylation. Gene Ontology annotation, molecular function: phosphatidylinositol-4-phosphate phosphatase activity. The record is from RefSeq and is a predicted model, not a curated record. The coding region runs from base 165 to 2015 and encodes 616 amino acids. The transcript is spliced from 14 exons.